Messenger RNA from Cladocopium goreaui, 1220 nucleotides. The record is from the annotation of a GenBank genome assembly. Lineage: Eukaryota; Dinophyceae; Suessiales; Symbiodiniaceae.
AUGGGCAGCCCCUAUUUGGUGACCACACACCGACAUUUCUGCCGGACUUGCCAGAGAGAAGUGGAGGAUGAGGAAAUGGUCGUCAAUGACGACGAGUUGCAGGUGCAUCUUCACUGCGGCACAGUUCUGGACUUUGAGGGCCUGCAACUAGAGACUGAGGGCCUCAGAGGACGCGACCUAUCGACCUUAGAAAGCAGCGCAGAUUGGUUUGCCGAACAGCGACGAAUCCUCGCCUCCUUGGAAGGGGCCUCGCAGCAACGACGCAAUGGUGAAUCGAAGAAGAUGCGAGGUGAAGACGCGCAGUCCCUGCUGCGCGAUGCGGCUGCCUCUGCUGCACCGGUGGUGUCUGAUUCUGGUGGUACGGCGCGGGCUGCGCAAGUGGGUGCUGCGAAACGGCGGGCUUGCGAGGAAGGCCAGAGAGGCGACAGAUGCCGUGUGAAGAAAGAUGCGCGUUCUGCGCGACGCGUGGCGGUCUUGAGUCCAGAUCCACUGACUCGGGCCGAUUCAUUCCGUGCCUUCUUGAACUACUUGCAGGGUGCCGAAGGUCCAACUGGAGAUUUGAACCCUGGCAAUUUCAUGGCAGUGCUGGAGUGGGGCGAGGAGUUUGGAGUCGAGCACAUCCGUGGCCAGUGCGAGGCCUUCCUGUUGGAUCCCCGCUGUCGGGAGGCCAUCGAGCUUUCGCCUGAUGAGGUCUUGGAGAUUGCAGCGCGCUACAACAUGCCCAAGCUCUAUCGCAAAGCCGUAGAGAUCACCGGACAAGGCAUGCAGUACAUCCAGGUUCCAGCACAGGCGAGGAACACGCGAUUUGAGGCGGAGGAUCUGCGGGUGGAUGUCUUGAAAGAGCACCUGGCCAUGGGCAUGAUGUCUGCAGAUGGGGAGAUGCGAUGCCGACAUCGGGCUGCAGACCAGAUGAUGCUGCCCGAUGCCCACGAACGCGCAAGAAUCAUGUGGAAGACCCGGCCGCGGUUUCAGAAACCCAAAGCUCCAGAGCCUGAUCAUGACUGGCGGUCGCUGCAUCUUGUUUGGCCUCAUCAUUCCUUGCGGGGUGAGGAUUGGACAGCCGUGGCACAUGAGAUGCAGCCCACACCAUACCGUCGAGCACGCCAAAGGAGACAGUCGAGCCGCGUAGAGAGUGAACUGAGUGAACUCGGAUCUCUAGAGACACCGCUCAACAAAAGUUGAUCUCUCUGAGAAUCAGGGACUCAGGGACUGCAGGUUCA